Puccinia triticina is the source of this 3423-nucleotide messenger RNA. RefSeq lists its product as uncharacterized. The transcript has 14 exons. NCBI's taxonomy places the organism in Eukaryota, Fungi, Basidiomycota, Pucciniomycetes, Pucciniales, Pucciniaceae. The record is from RefSeq and is a predicted model, not a curated record. Gene Ontology annotation, molecular function: lipid binding. The coding region runs from base 1 to 3423 and encodes 1140 amino acids.
AUGGACGCCGCCCAUGCAAAACCUCAGCCCACUGGUCACCACUUUCAAGAAAACUAUUCAGCCCGCAACCCAGUCCCAACUAUUCAAAAUUAUGAAAAAAACGUGAAAAACGUGCAGUCCAUAAGUGAUGAGAUACGUUCCACCAGUUCAAAUUCGACCGAGACACUGGAGCCGAACAGCGCAUCAAAGCCCCAGAUUGACGAUUCGGAAGAGCGACAAAAACACUUGGAUUCGAGUGACCACUCCGAAGCUGAGAAACAAGAAAUCAUGCAGCGCAUGAGAAGAAAAGAUGAAAAUCCUGCUCGACAGCUUGAAUUGCGUGGCCAGCGAACAGUGAAAGAUCCUGUUACUGACUCCAACGUUAUCAUUAGUGAUGCGCAAUUCGAUAUAAACCAAGCCUCCCGCAAUCAUGCACUUUCGGCUCCCCAAAAUUCGAGCGAAAAAGAUGCCAGUUUGCACAUAUCACCCUCUCCGAUCGCACCAGGGAAUAUUUGUCUCCAACCGUUUCCCCCACCGGUGCCUUCGGACCUCUUGGAUGAAAUCAACCAGGGAAUCAAGAAAACGUUUUACUUUAUCCUUGGCAGUUCUUCGGUCAUAUGGUGGUCAACUGCUUUUGGGGCUGGUAUAUCAACCUUUCUCUGGCGAAGUUUGCUGUUUGGGAUCUUUGGGGUAGGUUGCUUCUUCCAAGGAGGAUUGCUCAGCAGGAAGAUUGAGAAAGAACUUGAAAAGAUUCGAUUUGAAAUGCAUCGUCAGAGGGGAAUCCAAAACUCUCCACCGACUCCUGAAUCAACUGAAUGGCUGAACGCUUUCAUCUCUACGCUGAUGGGUCUUGUGAAUCCCGACAUGUUUUUGCCAUUGGCGGAUACAAUUGAAGACGUUAUGCAAGCUUCAUUACCUAGCUUCAUCGACGCCGUCAAGGUCUCCGACAUAGGAUUGGGUGACACUCCCUUGCGCAUUCUUUCUAUGCGAGCUUUGCCUGAUCAACCCGGGGACCCAGAGUACCCUCGUGACAGUUGGAUCACAGGGGACUAUCAUCAAAGGGAACGCGAAAAGCUCAGGGAAGAACAGAGCGGUGAUUAUGUAAAUUACGAAGUUGCGUUUGCAUACCAGGCUCGGCCUGGUCAAACGGACAAACUUCGCGCUCACAAUAUCCACUUGAUGGUUGAAUUUUUCGUCGGAGUUUUCGACUGGGUUCACAUCCCGAUUCCUAUUUGGAUUCAAAUUGAGGGACUUGCAGGAACUGCCCGCUUGAGGCUUCAAAUGAUUCAAGAACCUCCGUAUAUUCGAAAUCUUACCUUCACUAUGAUGGGAGUCCCGACGGUAUCGGUAUCGGCCAAGCCGAUGGUGCGGUCUAUUCCCAACGUUCUCGACUUGCCCGUGAUAUCUGGGUUUGUGCAAAGCUCGAUUGCCGCGGCUUGCGCAGAAUAUGUUGCUCCGAAAUUCAUGACGAUGAAUAUACAAGAGAUGCUUUCUGGCUCUGGGGCUAAAACCCAGACUCACGCACUGGGCGUGAUCAUGGUCACCAUUCAUCACGCAACAGGGCUUUCCAGCCAAGACGCGUCGGGUUCCUCUGAUCCCUACAUCGUGCUUGCGUAUGCGAAGUUUGGAAAGCCAAUCUAUUCUACACGGGUCAUCGGCAAAGAAUUAAAUCCUGUUUUCGAAGAAACGGCCUUCUUGCUGGUUUCCCAGGAUGAGAUUGAAGCAAGGGAAAAGCUUAGUGUUAUGCUGUGGGACUCCGAUGAGAGGUCUGCAGACGACUUGGUCGGACGAGUCCAGCUUCCCGUUUCCGAAAUAAUCAAAAAUCCCAAUCAGCUGAGUCGUCGUACCGAUAGGUUGCAGGGAUUUCAAGACGCGGAUGAUAUGCCGGGCGAGCUGACGUGGUCAGUUGGAUACUUCUCGAAAGUGGAUCUAGCCUCCUACCUCCCAAAGCCUACGGCCGAGUCCAACUCAGAAGCCGGCCCAACCAGUGCGCCAGUGCCAUCAGAAAAGAUGGAGGAUUGUAAAGAUUUGACUACACAAAUCCCUCCCAGCCGCCAGAUGAGAUCUGGUAUCGUGUCGGUUAUCAUUCAUCACAUCAACAACCUGGAACGAGCCAACCUCAAAGGUGCCAGCGGCGAUCGUGAAGGUGCCCAAGGUCAAGACACAGCAGCGCCAAGUGAACAAGAUGACAACCUGCCCAGCAGCUAUGCCGAAAUGAUAAUAAAUGAUGAGAUGAUCUAUCGCACCCGUGUUAAGCAACUUACUACAAUGCCAUUCUUUGAAGCCGGAACGGAAUACUUUAUCCGUGAUUGGACCGAAACCGUCGUCAGGAUAGCUGUUCGAGAUUCCAGGAUUCGUGAAAAGGACCCAUUGUUGGGGGUGAUAAAUAUUGACCUGGAGCAGCUAUUUGAGGACUCUUCUUGCUCGCAGGUUACUCGGAUUUUCUCGCUGCAGGAAGGCGUCGGAUUUGGCAGGGCGCAAGUGUCGGUUUUAUUUGAAUCUGUACAGAUGCAACUCCCACGAAACCUAUUGGGAUGGAACACUGCGACGCUCGAAAUAACUUCGACAAUUCGAGCCGAAUUGUCAGAUGAAUUGGCCGCGUACUUGAAAAAAAAGGGGCAGAAGCUCAAGUUGAAAACUGUUGAAGACACCAUCAAGGUUCCUCUGCUCAACCAACAAGAAAGCCCUACGAGUGUCGUGUGGGCAAACGAGUCUCAGAUCCCAGAUCACGAUCGCACUCUUCUGAGGGUUCCCAUCUACGCGAGGUACAAGUCGAAUGUCACAUUCCAAAUAGGCGGGGAAUCUGUGAUCAGCUCUCUGCUUCCCGGAGAAUCAGGCGCUCACAAGCACAUUGCGGUUCUGUGGCUGCAUACCCUUGAGGAUGAUGUCGAGCAGGAGAUACGCCUGCCAAUUCUGUCCGGCCCCAAUCUGACCACCCUGAGGCAAAAUUUCAUCAAUGACCAAACACGCGCGCAUCACAAUUACGAUGUGAAUGGUUAUUUGACGUUCAAAGUACGCGUGGAUCCUGGGUUGGAUCCCGAGCACGCCAGAUACGCCCAAAGCGCAGUGGCCAGACAUACAUUCGAAGCGUAUGACAACACCGAGGGCCAAGCUGAACAGGCUUUGAGAAACGCUCAUGCGUUGGCUCAUAAGAAGAAUCCCAGUGGCAGCUCCGACAGCGCGGCAAGCACAAACAGCGAUGGCCAUGCAGGAACUUUCAGACUUUCGAGCAUCGUCUCCAACAAAAGCCCCGAAGAGAAGGCAAUCGAAGCCGCUCAUAAGAAAUCACUCUCCUCACGUCAUCGCGGUGCAAUGCAAUACGGGCCAGUCCGAACAAGCAUCUGGAUGAAAGAGGGAAUCGGAAGGCGUGCACGAGAGCUCAAAAACAGAAUCACCAACAAGAUUGAAAAAGAGCCUCAAGUUGAAACCGAAGGAAGAGGCUAG